AUGACAACAUCAAAAUCGGGUAGCCUCUCAGACACCUGGGAAAACAAGUGCUCGAUUCUAAUACCACUAAACGCCGCAACCUCAACAGCCAACCGACUAUUCAAUGGGAAGUACUGGGGCAAGUACUUCACCAUCGAAUCGCCGGCUACCAAAACUCGAGUUGUCGAGUACGAGUUUCAAAACGCUUGGAUCAAGACUUGCCCACCUUAUUGCGGCAACAGCAGAACCUAUGUUGCAGCACCGGCCGACAGCCUGACCAAGAUUGCCUCUAGCCUAAACAACGACAAGGAUAGCCCUGCAAGUGUUUCCUCGCCAACCAAGCUCUCCCCAAACACGGAAAUUACACGGUACACCAACCCAAUCGAACGUGAAUGGGGCCGCCAGGGACUCGGACCUCACCCCAACUUGCACGCUGCUCAACCUAGCGUGGGUUUCGGCAUCAUGGCCGUAUCUAAAAAGAAUCUGGACCAACCCGGAUCGGGGGACAAGUUUCAAGAAGUUGCCGCCUUUUUUCAGGUCGACACUGAAAUUGUGCUGCACACGGAGAUCGACACGAUUAAUCCCAUGAACACUUGCUACCCGGCACAGGAGCAACACUUUGAAAAGACCAACUAUGGCAUGUACGUGCCGUACAACCGGCAGACGCACCUGGGCUACUACACGUACCUUCCCAAGACAUCAUCUCACCUCGUUCCUUUUGAACCGUAA
Molecule: messenger RNA, 708 nt
Organism: Ixodes scapularis (black-legged tick)
Lineage: Eukaryota; Metazoa; Arthropoda; Arachnida; Ixodida; Ixodidae
Exons: 2
Coding region: 1-708 (235 amino acids)
Source: RefSeq, a predicted model, not a curated record